Molecule: messenger RNA, 1281 nt
Organism: Achroia grisella
Lineage: Eukaryota; Metazoa; Arthropoda; Insecta; Lepidoptera; Pyralidae
Gene: SelR
Product: methionine-R-sulfoxide reductase B1
Exons: 4
Coding region: 109-651 (180 amino acids)
Biological process (GO): protein repair; response to oxidative stress
Cellular component (GO): cytoplasm
Molecular function (GO): peptide-methionine (R)-S-oxide reductase activity
Source: RefSeq, a predicted model, not a curated record
GCCAAUUUCUGACAUAUCGUGACUUUUCGGUCCAAUUUUGUGCAUAAUUUAUUAAAUUAAUUUUAACCAUUUUUAAUUGUAUUUUUUUUUAAAUAGACAAUGUAAGUUAUGCGUUUUCUAGUCAGAUCUAUAUUAGCAUUUAGGAAGCCAGUGCUACCAAACAGAAAUAUCCGGUUGCAGCUGCAACAUCCAUUUACAACAGCACUAAUUUGGCGAGCCAUGGAAGAUAAGGAAGCGUUGAAGAAACGUUUAACGCCCUUACAGUAUCAUGUGACACAGGAGGCCGGCACUGAGAGGCCUUUUACAGGUUGCUACAACAAAUUCUAUGAUGAGGGUGUGUAUGUUUGUAUAGUAUGCAGACAAGAGCUAUUCACUUCCAAUACAAAAUUCGACUCUGGUUGUGGUUGGCCCGCAUUCAAUGAUGUUUUAGCUAAGGACAAGGUUACUCUGCAUCAAGACACAAGUGCAGUCGGAGCAAAUCUAUUACUGGUAUUAACACGACCAGGUGUGGUGCGAACUGAGGUGCGAUGCUCCAAGUGCUCUGCUCACCUGGGACAUGUGUUCGAUGAUGGGCCAGCGCCCACCAAGAAACGAUUUUGCAUUAAUUCCGCAUCCAUGGACUUCAUACCAGCUGAAGAAAGGAAUGACUAAUAUUUAUGUUAUUGUGCCUAACUACCGGACAGAUUAGCUAUUGAUAUGGAUUUUGCAAAAUACCUGGGCACUUUAUUAUGAUUUGAUUAAUUAAAACCGUACAAGUAAGCUUUUAAUGCUGAAACUGACUUAGCUUAUCGAUAAACUAUCGUGUUGUGUUGUGUAAACGUAUUAAGACUUUUACGAAGAUCUGGAGUUCGGAACGCGCAUCUAACAUAAUGAGCAGUAUAUUUAGCGUAGUAUAGGUAUAUAUGUAUAAUGCCUAAAUGAUAUAAGUACGUACAGACAAUAACAAAUUACCAAUAUUUAUAAUAUUUUAUUCGACUGCUUGGCUUGGCGGCGAGCUAAUAAGACAGAGAUACUAAAUAUCGCUCGAUGGAUUAAUAAAAUAAUAUCCAAGACAAUCAACAUUCUACAGUACAGUGAAGAGAGAUCGAAAUUUCGAUUAGCUAGUUUCCCGUAAAAUCAGAAAAUAGCGCGAUUUUCUGUUGGUAUAUAACGCCAAACUCCGCCUCUACGUAAAAGGCCUUAUGGACCAUACGUAUUACCAGAUUCUUUUCUGUUCUCAAGAACAUUACAGUACAAUGAAUAGUAAAUUCAUUAUAAAACGUACUUAUCAUUACUUCCCUA